CUCCGAGUCCCGCCUUCUGAGGUUGGCGAGUAACCUAGCAACGCAGGCACCUAAGUGGUAAUCACUUAGUAGAAAAACUGAAGCCCUUGGAGCGGGGCUGCCAGGGAUGAUAAAAGCAGGAGGCCCAGAGAGCCUACCGAAGUCUCCAUCUCUGAGGGCGUACAAAGGCGGAAAAGGCUGCUCAUAAAAUGGCUCUGGACAUCCUCGCCGUGGCCCCUCUCUACCAAGGCCCUGACAUAAACAAAAUCAGGCUGAUGGCAGAGACGACCAAGAAGUCCACCACCCCGCCCAAACCCUUGACCCCCUCUAGGACCAAACUCACCACCAUUGAGACCAAGAGGAUCAUGUCCGUUCUGGAUGAGACCAUUCACAAGGUGGAGUUGGUGACCCUGCUGUCAAACGUGGCAUCCAGUUCCCAGAGUCUGGAGGGGAUGCUGGGGGAGGACAUCAUGAAGGCAGUGAGGGAGCACGUGGACCUCUGCCAGACCCUCUUGGAUCACGUCAAUUACCUUCAGGAGGAAGAGCAGCGAUUGCAGGAGGAAGAAGGGUUCGAGGAUGAGCCAUGGUUCCGAGACCUCGUCUUCUCCAUAGAGCUCCAGAAAUCCCGCCUCCCUCCACUUAGGCAGCAGAUCAGAGAAUCCACCAAGAAUGUCUUGAGGCUCCUGCUCAGGAACCCCCAGGCGGCCAGUCUCUUGCAGGUGCAGUCCCUGGGCAGAAGUGAGGAAGCCCAGAGUUUUAUUGACAGUCUGGUAGAACUCCGAGGUUUCCUGUUUGAGAAGCUACUCACUAGUCCCAUGGAAGCCAGAGACAAGACUCAGUUCAUCCAGGACAUCACCAGACGAAAUCGGAGGAACCAAGAAAUCAUCGACACUCUGGAAAAUGAAUUGGCAGCCUGCAUGAGGAACAGGGAUGCAGAGGUGGAGAAGGAGAACUUUGUGGUCCAAGAACUGAAAAAUCACCUGCACCAGGUGCUCAAGUUCUCGGAGAACAGCCUCCUCCGCACCAAGCAGGAGGCCGAGAAACAGCAGAAGGCGGACUUCCGGGCGUCGCAGGCCAGGGUGGCUAAGAUCCAGCAGGAGAUCCUGCUGCUGCGGUCACAGUUCCACAACCUGGUCAUGGAGAACCGGGAGGCGGAGCAGGCGCUGAGGAAGAAAAAAUAUAAAGUGGAAACAGAAAUUGAGAACUGGAUCCAGAAAUACGAUUUGGAGAUGAGUGAAAAGCAGGAUGAGUACGAGGAGCUGGACAUCAUCCACAAGGAGGAGAAGCUCCAGCUGGAGGAGCUGAAGCAACGGCACAGCGUGCUGGUGGGAGAGUUCUCCCAGAUCCAGGCUGAGAGGGAGAUCAAGGCCAAGGAGAGGCUGGAGGCCGAGCAGGAGAUGGUGCGCAUGGUGCGGGCUGCCACGCUCAUCCAGGCCCUGUGGAAGGGCUACCUGGUCCGCUCCAUGCUCAGGUCCAAGAAGAAGAAGCGGAACAAGGGCAAAGUGAAGGACAAGGAGGGUAAGGGCAAGGAGAAAGGCAAGGGCAAGGAGAAAGGCAAGGGCAAGGAGAAGGGCAAGGGCAAGGAGAAGGGCAAGGGCAAGGAGAAGGGCAAGGGCAAGGAGAAGGGCAAGGGCAAGGAGAAGGGCAAGGGCAAGAAAUGA
Molecule: messenger RNA, 1640 nt
Organism: Phacochoerus africanus (Common warthog)
Lineage: Eukaryota; Metazoa; Chordata; Mammalia; Artiodactyla; Suidae
Gene: DRC10
Product: IQ motif containing D
Exons: 5
Coding region: 189-1640 (483 amino acids)
Molecular function (GO): protein binding
Source: RefSeq, a predicted model, not a curated record